UUUCCCUAACCUUUCGUGCAAUGUUAUUAAACGCCCUAUCCAAAAAUAUUAAAGGAUCCUUGUAUAUCGUAUUUACAAUAAUACCGGUAAGUAGUCGACUCUGAAAGCAAGAAUUUAAAGUUUGCCAGAUUAGGGCACGAGAUUUGGGACCGUUGUUACUAGAAGGACUGUUAGUAGCGGUAUCACUUAUUCCACAACCCCCUUUUUUCCGGAAACCUUUUUUAAUUGUUGAAGUAACCUAACCAGAUAAAAUUUCAAAAUUCCUAGAUUACUUUCUAAAGUACCUACUGGUGUUCUCUAGGCGAUUGUCUAAAUGAAUUCUAUUAUUGAUUGCAUUUUGUAUCAAUGAAAUAUUUGUCCUUAAUAUCGAAAUAUGUCUCAACAUUUCCGGUUUAUUUUUUAAUAAUGCAACAGCUUUUCGGGUCAGCUUAACUAUUUCACUACUAAGAAUUGCAACGGAUGUAGACUCCAUUAUCACUACUUACAGGAAUUGUCUAUCUAAAGAACUAUUGUUUUCUCGGAAAAAAGAUAUGUGAGUACUGAUAUCCUUGUCAUAGACACCUCGCGUACGUACAAUCGACACUGUUGAUGGUGUAUUGCGCUCGCACGACGUGCUAUACUAGCCGCGGGGGGAUUUGAAGAUGCAAGUAAUGUUGGUAUCGUCACCCUCACCUUAUAUAGACCAGGUGUUCAGGGUCAAAUAUGCGCAAGAGUUCAUGCCGCUGCACCUGGUUUAUCCCAGAAUCAUACGAUCUAACUUUCUCACUCAUUAACGCAAUCUCUCCUUAGUUUUCCGCAAACCAUUACAACAAUUUUACAAUAUAUACUGAAAAUUUUCCCCACUAAUUACUAGUUAGCAUCGAGCUAUUAUAAUGGCAUCACUAACUAAAAAACUAACGAAAAAGUUAAACCGCGCGCCCAAAGCCCCUAAAGUUCCCAAAGUGCAAAUUCUACAGUCGAUGCUAAUAAAAGCACCGACUACGUCGUCGACGAAGACGUGCACCACCACCGAAAAACCGCCGCCAAAGCCAUCUGGGGUGUUAACCCAGAUGGAUCCGGUUCCGCCGCCCCAGGGAUUACCACUCUUGGACGAUAAUCUGAGUGUAAUAACAAUACACUCAGAUAAUUCGACAUUUGCAACCGGGAAUAUGGGCGAAAAUUUCGAGCUGGAUAUGCUUCUGGCUCAGUUGGAAGGGGAUCCGGCGGCAGAUUUUCUUUUCGAGCCAGCUCGCAUAGUACCGACGCCCACCUUGAGCGCCGAGGCCAUGCGGUCGCCUAUACCGCCACCACAGCUACCACCACUACAGCUACAUCUUCCACCGCCGCCACCACCACCCCUACCAGCAGCAACACCGGCUCCUGCUCCUCCUACACCGGCAGAAUCCGGCCGUGAAGCGGGAAAAAAACGAUCUCACAGCCAUGACCACGCCUCUUCGACGAGCGGAAUCAAAAAAAGGGGGAAAAAUUUGGGGGAUAUGAUGCAUAUGGUCGACCUGGAGGAGGGGUACCGCCCCGAAAGACCAUCACCGCCACAACCACUUCAGUCGUCACAACAAGAGGGGGGGUCGCUUCAACCAAAGACCCCCAGGGAGCUAGCCCUAACCACCUACAGCAGCUUAAAGCAAAUGGAGCCGGUGUACCGGGCCAAGCUGCUGGAGGCGCGAGUGAAGACGGCUGAGUUGGAGCGGCAGCUAGAGGCGGCAAAGGCGGACGAAAAGCGUCUGGAAAAGGAUGAGGUGUACAUAGGGGAGUUUUUGAAAUUUCUUAAAUGCAGAAAAUAGGUGUUUCUGUUUUGUAUAUAUAGAUUGAAGUAGGUAAUAAAUAGUAAAUAGGUUUUUUUUGUAUAUAUCUAGAUUUAAGUAAUAAAUAGCAAAUACACAUAAACUCUUCUUUUUUUACUU
Messenger RNA from Photinus pyralis (common eastern firefly), 1901 nucleotides. Its product is annotated as arp2/3 complex-activating protein rickA-like. The transcript is spliced from 4 exons. Bases 873 to 1781 code for a protein of 302 amino acids. Lineage: Eukaryota; Metazoa; Arthropoda; Insecta; Coleoptera; Lampyridae. The record is from RefSeq and is a predicted model, not a curated record.